Olea europaea var. sylvestris is the source of this 1584-nucleotide messenger RNA. RefSeq names its product flavin mononucleotide hydrolase 1, chloroplatic. The record is from RefSeq and is a predicted model, not a curated record. NCBI's taxonomy places the organism in Eukaryota, Viridiplantae, Streptophyta, Magnoliopsida, Lamiales, Oleaceae. The transcript is spliced from 6 exons. Bases 35 to 715 code for a protein of 226 amino acids.
AUCUUCAGUACAAUACAAGCAGCAGCUGCUGCAAAUGGCUAUGUCCACGGUUGCUUUUAGAUAUACGCCUCCCUCAUUCAGCACAUUUCCGAUCUUGAAAAUACCACCACCAUUCAGAAAUUCUACCAAGAUGAUGUCUUUGAAAGGCAAUACCUCUAUUUCGUCCCUUGAUGACAGUUAUGGUAAGAGUAAUACAAAAACAAGGAAGCUGCCGAUACUUCUAUUCGAUGUCAUGGACACCAUCGUCCGAGACCCUUUUUAUCACGAUAUCCCCGCCUUCUUCGGUUUGUCUAUGAAGGAACUUCUAGAAUGCAAGCAUCCUACUGCCUGGAUAGAGUUUGAAAAGGGUCUUAUUAAUGAGAUGGAGCUAGCUAGAAAGUUUUUCAAAGAUGGAAGGUCAUUUGAUUUGGAGGGCCUCAAAAGCUGUAUGAGAACAGGAUACUCUUAUAUUGAAGGGGUUGAAGAAUUACUUCAAGCUUUAAAGAAAAAUAGAUAUGAAAUGCAUGCUUUCACUAAUUACCCCAUCUGGUAUAAAAUAAUUGAGGACAAGCUAAAACUAUCAUCUUACUUCUCCUGGACAUUCUGUUCAUGUAUGAUGGUGAUCAUCCAUUCAGUUCAAGAUCUUGAAGAGCUUGAUCAUGCCACAGGCUUUGUUUUCUGGGCUUACUUCUCUCAGUUCGAGAUCAUACGGAUGAACCUUCAAGAUUAUCUGUAGCCAAGUUUGCUGUCUUAUAAUCCCUCUCUCACUUCCACUCCUUUGAGUCCAAAAUCAAUCUGAUGAAUUUUUUUCUAAUCUCACAAGUUAUGAUGUACAGCUGAAGUCUUGAUGUCACUAUGUAAUAUGAACCCAAUGAUGCAGCACAAUAUGUCCAAAAAGAGAACAUGGAGAAGAAAAAAUUACAAUAGAGGAAGAGAGAAGAAAAGAGACGAGAAGAAGAUUGUACUUCGAAGGAAAGCUACCAGACCAACAGAAUGAAAAAUUACCUAAUUCAGAAUUAAUAACUAUGAAAAGAAAGAAAUAAUGAAAUUCAAUCUAAAUAACUACCAAAAGAAUCAUGCUACAGUGAUAUGAUCAUUGACAUAAUGGUUUACAUAGUAUCACAUGGCAUUUCAUCAUUUGACUAUUUUAAACACGAUUAGCUUUUUCAUCCAAUCACAUCUUGCUAACUAACAUUAUGUUACUUCAUUUGUCAACAAUUUUCUGUCAAAGUGGCAUAACCCCUUCCAAAAUGUUCCUUGUUCUUCUGCCUAAAGUUAAAAUCUAGAAUCGUUAUGGUAAGCCUUCACCCACUCUCAUCUCUUAUGCAGCUGUCAAGGAUAAGUUUUGAGAUGCAGAGUUUGUCCUUCUGUGAAACCAUCAACCAAGACUUCGAACAGUUGAAAUUAACUGAUGGAGUUCAUCAUAGACAUUAAAUUGAAGACUUACCAGUUUUAGCCACUCAUUCUAGGAAAAGAAAUUGGAUUUAUAUCAAGGGAUUUUUUCUUAUAAUUGAUUUAUAUCCACUGCAGCAAAAAUUCAACCUUUAAAUUAUCAGUUACAAUUUUCUCCUCCGGGUGCCCUCUAAGCCAACCUAAACUUUGCGA